Amorphotheca resinae ATCC 22711 is the source of this 1503-nucleotide messenger RNA. RefSeq lists its product as hypothetical. Gene Ontology annotation, molecular function: ATP binding; ATP hydrolysis activity. Gene Ontology annotation, cellular component: nucleus; chromosome. The coding region runs from base 1 to 1503 and encodes 500 amino acids. The transcript has 5 exons. Lineage: Eukaryota; Fungi; Ascomycota; Leotiomycetes; Helotiales; Amorphothecaceae. Gene Ontology annotation, biological process: reciprocal meiotic recombination; meiotic recombination checkpoint signaling. The record is from RefSeq and is a predicted model, not a curated record.
AUGGCUCAGAAUGAUGGAUCCAGAGUGAAACCAGGGAAGAUAUACCUCGAAGCCCGGGUCAAGAGCGAUAUUGAUUUGGAAGUUGACGAAUCCGAGGUGAUGCGACAGGAUCUCGAACGCCUGCUAUCUAUACCAGACCGAACCUUUGAUCUGGGAGAGGAUAUCUUGGCGAACAAGUAUCGUGCCUCUCUUCUUCUGGGCGAAUUCUACGAGGAAGCAGCAAUAGCUUUGUUGUCCCUGAAGGUAGUCGAGUAUAAUGGACCAAAUCUCGACACUACAUGUCAUUCCUCAAAUGAUGUUACAGUCAAGGUGCACGUCUACAAAUUAUACAAGACCGGGGAGGAAAGGGAGGCUCUCCAGCAAUCAGAGAUCACGUCGAUGCCACACAUGAGUUUCGCUGAGCAGUGGGACGAACUUGUGUUCGAAGAAAACCUAAAGGGUGAGCUCAUCCGGCUUGUGACAAACAUGAUCCGGUUCUCCAGAAAGCCCGGCGCAAAACGGCCAGUGUUUAAUCCGUUGAUUUUAAUGCAUGGUCCACCUGGAACCGGAAAGACAACUUUGUGCCAAGGACUGGCCCAAAAAAUAUCAAUUCGACUCAACUCAAUUUAUAAACACACGAAACUGAUCCAAAUCAAGACCGCGACGCUCCUCUCGAAGUUCUACAGUCAAAGCGCGAAGCAGGUUGAUGAGAUCUUUACUGCAAUCGAGAAGAUGUGCGAAGAGGAUUCUGAACAACUGAUCUGUGUUCUCAUUGACGAAGUUGAGAGUAUCGCUAACUCACGGGAGUCGACCAUGCAUGGCGAGGCUCAAGAUUCUCUGCGAGCAACCAACGCUCUUCUCACCGGUCUUGAUAGAGCUAAGGAACACUCGAACGUUAUCUUUCUCUGCACCUCAAAUAUGCUUAGCUGUUUGGAUGCAGCAUUUCUAGACAGAUGUGGCCUAAAGAUCGCAAUGGAUCCGCCAUUAGCUGCUACACAGUAUGAGAUUCUUCGUGGGAGAAUACAAAAGCUUAUAGACGAAGGCCACAUUGUGUCCAAUACCUCACUCCCUUCGUAUCGAGAUGCAGAACUUGAGUUUAACACUGACUCGGGGCUGCCUGGCAGCAGGCUCCUAGGCAUCAUUAAGCUCAUAAACUCCCUGGAUGCCGGCGCGUCUGAAGGGGAAAUCAGUGGCAGAACCCUGACACAACUUCCAGGAAAGGCAAUCUUGCGUUAUCUGGAUGAAGACGAAUGCGAUUUAGACAUGGCACUCAAUUUCAUAGAAAAGAGCAUUCGGUCUGAGAAACGCCAAGCAAUCCAAAAGGCUGACAGCAUGAAUGAGGACGAUGUUGAUUCUACAGGAAAGGCCCCUGAGCUUGCUGACCCUCGUGGGCAAAAGAGGAAGACCACGAGGGUACUGAGGGAGGACUCCGAGAUCGAUCGUGCUCUAUCAAUGCUAGAAGCUAUAGAGAACUUUGCUGAUGUAAUUUCUCCAGGCUGGCUGAGUCGAAGGAGUGGUGUUUGA